CUUGUUUCUUAGCGGGCUCUAAAAAAAGUAACGCCUUGUCACGUUUCUUGUUUUGAUUCUGGCAAAGGGAGCCGUCGUGUUUUGGGCCCUGCUAUUGCACUUAUACUGUUUUUUCCUUUUGACAUUUUUUGUUCAGUUGCUAUUAGGGCGUAAUCUUCGCUAAUAUGCUUCUUUUUUGUCCGACUUGCGGGAAUGUUUUGAUCGUCGAAGAAGGACAGAAGUGCCUGAGGUUUGCGUGCAACACUUGCCCCUAUGUUCAUAACGUCACGAGAAAGGUCAACUAUAGAAAGUAUCCCAAGUUAAAGGAAGUGGAUGAUGUUUUGGGUGGAGCUGCUGCUUGGGAAAAUGUGGAUUCCACUGCUGAAACCUGUCCAAAGUGCGAGCAUCCUCGGGCAUAUUUCAUGCAGAUUCAGACCCGAUCCGCCGACGAACCCAUGACCACUUUCUACAAAUGCUGCAAUGCCCAAUGUGGACACAGAUGGAGAGAUUAACAGAUUUUGUGAAAAUACUUUUGUCUUCCCAUGUGAUUCCCAGCUGUUCGGUACUUGCUGAGCUUUUUCUCAUGUAAAUAAUUUCUCCAAAUGA
Molecule: messenger RNA, 585 nt
Organism: Syngnathoides biaculeatus (alligator pipefish)
Lineage: Eukaryota; Metazoa; Chordata; Actinopteri; Syngnathiformes; Syngnathidae
Gene: polr3k
Product: polymerase (RNA) III (DNA directed) polypeptide K
Exons: 3
Coding region: 165-491 (108 amino acids)
Biological process (GO): termination of RNA polymerase III transcription; DNA-templated transcription
Cellular component (GO): RNA polymerase III complex
Molecular function (GO): nucleic acid binding; zinc ion binding; DNA-directed RNA polymerase activity
Source: RefSeq, a predicted model, not a curated record